Trypanosoma cruzi is the source of this 456-nucleotide messenger RNA. RefSeq lists its product as uncharacterized. The record is from RefSeq and is a predicted model, not a curated record. The annotation marks the transcript as partial. Gene Ontology annotation, molecular function: protein binding. The transcript has a single exon. Lineage: Eukaryota; Euglenozoa; Kinetoplastea; Trypanosomatida; Trypanosomatidae.
AUGAAAGAAAAGCUGCGAAAAGUUUUUUGCUGCUGUGACUUUGCGCGGUCUGCGAGUGGUGCUGAAGAUAAAGGGGCUUUCCUGAAAAAAAGGCUUCAAGCCAAAUGCCUUGCCUUCCUUCUGAAGUGCUGCACGCCGCAGGAAACUGUGAUUCCCCCGGCGGAGUGGCGCAGGCUUUACGGCAAAUGGGCGCCGAUUGGAUCAGAAGGAGCGGAGGUCCUUUGUGAACUCCUUCUGAACCAACGGAAUGAAAGGGGAGCGGUUGAUGGCGGUCGACGGAUGUUGACAUUAGAUCUGCAAGGACUGCGAAUUGGGGAUGACGGCGUGCAAGCGCUCGUCCCGUUCAUUACUUGUGAUGAUGGGCUGGUGACUUUUACGCUGUCCGGCAAUGACAUCACGGACAAGGGUGUCAACAUAUUGCUGAAAGCUCUUCAGGCGAGUCCUUCGUCUGUGCGG